Molecule: messenger RNA, 1763 nt
Organism: Oncorhynchus keta (chum salmon)
Lineage: Eukaryota; Metazoa; Chordata; Actinopteri; Salmoniformes; Salmonidae
Gene: slc2a11l
Product: solute carrier family 2 member 11, like
Exons: 12
Coding region: 34-1545 (503 amino acids)
Biological process (GO): monosaccharide transmembrane transport
Cellular component (GO): membrane
Molecular function (GO): hexose transmembrane transporter activity
Source: RefSeq, a predicted model, not a curated record
CCCUCAUUCCUUGCAUUGAACCAGGGUCUAGCUAUGGCACAUGCCUUGAUGCUUCUGUUAGAAAGUCCUGUUCUUAUUGCUGCCAUUUUCAUUAGUGGCAUUGGUGGGACAUUCCAGUUCGGCUUUCAUAUAUCUGUCCUAACUUCACCUUCUCCUUUCAUAAAGGAGCUCGUGAACACCACAUGCCAGCAGCGGUAUAGUAUAUCCCUGGAACAGUGGGAAGUGACUCUCAUCUGGUCCUUCAUCGUCUCCAUCUUCUGCAUCGGGGGUCUCCUUGGGACCCUGUGUGCCGGCCGCCUCUCAUCAGCAUAUGGGAGAAAGAGAUGCCUGUUGUUGAACAACCUGUUUGCCAUUGGUGGUGCUGGGAUGAUGCUGUUAAGUAAAACUGCCAUGUCCUUUGAGAUGAUCAUGGUUGGACGUUUCCUCUAUGGCAUUAAUGCAGGUGCUAGCCUCAGUGUCCACACCAUGUACCUAGUGGAAUGUGCCCCCAAGAGGCUGCAAGGGAUAGUGGGUGUGUCUGUUUCCACCUUUCUGUCCAUGGGGAAGUUCUCAGGUCAGCUUCUGGGGAUCAGUGAGUUAUUGGGGACAGAGGACAGGUGGCCUUGGUUGUUGGGCUUCAGUGGUGCGACCGCCCUGCUCCAGCUCAUCACCCUGCCCUUCCUCCCAGAGUCACCCAAAUACCUGCUGCUGGACCGGGGCGACCGCCAGGGCUGUGAGAAGGCCAUCCGCAGGCUAUGGGGCAACAGAGACCACAGUGCGGAGGUGGAGGAGAUGCUGGUGGAGCACGCCUCCAUGAAGGGAGUCCGCAGCCACACUGUGUUGGACCUGAUCCUGGACCAGGAUGUACGCUGGCAGUUCCUCACCAUCCUCGUCGCCUUCACCACCCUGCAGUUCAGUGGAAUCAACGCUGUGUACCUUUACUCAUUUGACGUGUUCCGUACUGCAGGGAUCCCCACACACCAGUUACGCCAUGUUGCCUUGGGAACCGGUCUGUGUGAGGUUUCUACCUCCAUGGUCUGUGUGAUGGUGAUUGAGAGCACAGGAAAGAGGCUAAUGCUCUAUAGGGGUUACCUAUGCAUGGCAGUUACCUUGGGUCUCCUGACCCUUACACUCUACCUGCAGAUCCAAGUUUCCUGGAUGCCUUACUGCAGUAUGCUUCUCAUCUUCAUCUUCAUCUUCUUCUUCUCCAGUGGACCAGCUGGAGUGACAGUGUCUCUACCUGGUGAUAUCUUCAACCAGUCGUUCAAAUCAGCUGCCUACACCAUCGGCUGCACCCUCAACUGGCUGGGCCUCUUCCUCCUGGGGUUGCUCUUCCCAGUCAUAGUGGAGAAUAUGGACUACUUUUGUUUCUUGAUUUUCUUCGUCUUCUGUUUCCUGUCUGGGAUGUUUGUGUGGUACAACGUGCCUGAGACCAAGAACCGCACUGUCAUGGAGAUCACGGCAGAGUUUCAGAGGAUGCAUCCCAACAGUGGAUCCUCGGGGGAGGGAAGGUCGAGACCUCCUGAACCCAGACAUAUCAAGACAUGCACAACCACCAAAUUCUGAACAUUUUCCAUAAUGACUUGUGUGUCUGACUUGCACAUUGUUUUGUAGUUCCUGUGAAAACGUUUUCUUUGUGAAAACUCCUCUGUUAAGAUUUGCCCCACACACCCAGUCUGUUGUCAUCUUGAUUACAAAUCAAUAAUUUUGACCUUUAUGAUAAGUAUUGUGUGAUAAAAUGUUACCUCUCUGGGCCCCCUAUUAAAAUAGUUUUAGUAUUGUGA